This is a messenger RNA of Protopterus annectens (West African lungfish), 4606 nucleotides long. RefSeq lists its product as uncharacterized. Bases 645 to 3266 code for a protein of 873 amino acids. The record is from RefSeq and is a predicted model, not a curated record. NCBI's taxonomy places the organism in Eukaryota, Metazoa, Chordata, Ceratodontiformes, Protopteridae. The transcript has 2 exons.
CGUGCGUGCUACCAGCUACUGCACAAAUACAAACGCACAUACGCACACUGAAAUCGGGAUCCGGGAAUUAUAGCAAACGUUUAAUUUAGUGUGUUCAGAACUGUCCGCUUUACAUCAUGUUGCUGUAUGCAGUUCUGGGGGUUAAAACAUUUGAAUAUCUGUUGUAUGAUUGAAAUGGGGUCAGCCAGAAAUAUUAUUCAGUUCCCCUGAUAGCUGCAAGCAGUAUAAAACAGUCAGCAUACAGGCAGAAAAGCGCAAUCAUUUUUAAAUAGCAACUGUUUGUAGAAACUGUUCUGAGAGGAACAUAUCUGCCACAAAAUAUCAAUGUAUUCGCAUCUGUGAUCGAAGAAUAAAGAGAAUGCAAGCCACAAACGAUAGAAACAUCCAAAGUGCUUGUAUAGUGAAGGAUUAAGAGAGAGAAGAAAAGACAAAUGGAGUAAGUAACACAGUUAUGUAACAACACUGUACAAAAGUGGUGGAAGACCUAGUAUGAUAUAUCUGCAGCAAAGAAAAUAAUACAACAUAAGGUAAAAAAACAAAAGUGCAAGAAGGGGCUGAAACAAUAAAAGCUAAAGGGAACAGAAGAAUCUAAAACAGACAAAUGUUGUUAUAUAAAUAGUACUCCAGGAAGGAAACACCACACCAUGGAUAAUGAUAUCAUCACAGUCAUAUUCACCGGUAAUGGUGAUAGUGACAGUGACCUGGAACUUCUGGGUACUCAUGAAUCUGAUACUGAUGAGGCACUGAUCGCACUUGAGUCUGAAGUAUCCACUGAUUACAGUAAAGAUAGUAAUGCUUCAUGUACAGGGCUACAGCAACAGCAGUACCAGUGUAGCAAGAACACGAAGGUUCACCAGCCAUUGGUCUUGUCACGGAAGGGCAGAAAAAUGAUAAAAAGUAAAGAGAAAGUGAAAUCGCUAGCCAUAUCACGGCAGAGAAGGAAAAUAAUCAGUUGUGACGAGGAUCUAAAACCAAUAGCCAUGCCACAGCACAGGAUCAAAAUAAGAGAUAGUAACAAUGAUGUGAAUCCACAAGCCGUACAAUAUCAGGAGAACAAAAUCAUCACUAGUGAUGAGGAUGUGAAGACAUUAGUCAUACCACAGCAGGAAACUGAAAUGCUUGAUAGUGACAAUGAUCUGACACCUCUAGCUGUACAAUGGCAGGGGUGUAAAAUGAUUGAUAGUGGUGAGGAUCUGAAACCACUAGAAAUGCCACAACAAGAGAGGGAAAUGGUCAAUAAUGCUGAGGAUCUGAAGCCACUCAUCAUACCAUGGCAGAAGUGCAAAAUGAUUGAUAAUUAUGAAGAACUGAAAUCAGAAGCCAUACCACCGCAGGAGAGUGAAAUGACUGCUAGUAAUGAGGAAGUAAAACCACUAGGCACGCCACAGCAGGAGGCUGAAAUGACCGAUAGUGAUGAAGGAGAAUCACUAGCCAUAGCACAGCAGGAGACUGAAAUGACUGAUAGUGAUGAGGAAGGAAAGUCACUAACCAUAGCACAGCAAGAGAGUGAAAUGUUUGAUAGUGAUGAGGAUCUGAAGCCAUUCACUAUACCAUGGCAGGGUAAUGAACUCAUCCAUACUGAUGUAGGUGAAGAGCAAAAGGCCAGGCAUGAUCAAGUUAAGCAUCUACUAAACAACAAGACUGGCCAGAGUAUAUCACAACAGCCAAGAUGUCCACUUCAAAAGGAAUCUAUGGGGUUAAAUAGCAUGGAGUCACCUCACAAAAAUGUCACAGGAUGUGAUGGUGAUUGGAGUAGUCAGUUUCAUCCAUUGCAUAUUAAUGAAUUCAGAGAACCCAUUGGACCUGCUGUACAUCUGGAAGAAAAAUGUAAAGAACUUGACUUCAUGGACUUGAUGUUUCCUCCUGCAUUGUAUGACUUACUAGCACGUGAGACCAACAGGUACAGUCAACAAUUCCAGGCUGAAGCAAAAAAGUGUGACACGUGCUGGACCCCAGUUACUGUAUGUGACAUAAAAGCAUACUUGGGCAUUCAGAUAUACAUGUCUAUUGUGAAAGUGCCACGCUGUCGCAUGUACUGGAGUAAGGCUAGCCUAUAUGGACAUUUUCCCAUUGCAAAUGUCAUGACUCGGGACCGCUAUAAUAAGAUCCAUCAAUAUUUUCAUGCAAAUGACAGUAGUCAGAAUCCACCAGUGGGCUCAGAGAACCAUGAUAAACUACACCAUGUACGUCCUGUGCUGGAUAAAGUUCUAAAUGCAUGCAGGACCCAGUACUACCCACAUCGGGAAGUAUUAGUUGAUGCUGUGAUGACUGGCUAUAAAGUACAUUUGCAGCAGUAUAUUCCAGAUAUGCCACAACAUUGUGACCUUAAGGUGUGGACUCUUGCAGAUGCCCACAAUGGUUUUAUCAUAGAUUUUCAAGUGCAAACGGGCAAUGACAAUAACACACUUGAAAUGAGCCUUGGAGAGAAUGUGGUAAAGGACUUGACCAGUAAUCUGUGUGGCAAAUACCACCAUGUAUACUUUGAUCAUUUCUUCACUUCUGUUCAUCUGGCAACUGAUUUACUUAAGCAAGGCAUAUACUGCUGUGGAUCAAUGAGAACUGAAAAGAGUGGAUGGCCAGCAUGUCUUACAAAAGUGACCACACAAGAGAAAUCCCAAGGGCAGUACAAGCAACUACAGAAUGGGUCACUGGUAGCUACUGUUUGGAAAGAUAAAAAAUCAAUCCUCCUCCUUUCCACAAAUCAUGACCCUACCUCACCACUGACUUAUAUCACCAGAAGACAGAGUAAUGGAACUGUUCUCUCUCUGCCUUGUCCAGCAGUUGUGAAGCAGUAUGAAACAUACAAAAACAGAAUCAGCAUUGCUAAUCAACUAUGGCUGCAAUAUCCUAGCAUUAGAAGACUGUCUGAAAAGUGGCUUUAUUUGUUUUGGUACUUGUGGGAUGUAGCAGUAGCCAAUGCAUAUAUCCUAUAUCGGGAAAAUGUUAACCUUGUUAAGCAAAGUAAAAAUGGACAAAUUAAGACCACCUCACAGCUGGAUUUUCUGAUGGCAGUCUCUGAACAGUUGUUGUUUGGGUAUCUGAAGAGGAAAAGAUGCAUUUCAGUUGCAAAAGUUACUUUUGCCCCAGAUAUUGAAGGAUUACAUUUCCCAGUCAAAACAAAAAAGGCUAGAUGCAGAAACUGUGCAUUAAAGAGGAAACGCUCUGAGCCUUCAUAUAUGUGCGGAACAUGCAACGUACAGCUCUGCAUAGAAUGUUUUCCAGAAUUUCACAGCUGCUUUGUAUCACCACCAAGGACAUUUUGUUGAAAGAUGAAAUAAGGGACUGUGAGUUUCAUAUGUUUCCUGGAGCCAAAUCGUCAAGACAGAAAAGCACAGCUAGUGAAGUAUUGCUUAAGACAAGAUGUGAUUUAAGCCACAACUGGGUGUACAAGUCUAAAAUAAGACGGUAGGUACCCUAUCACUGAAUAAACUGGCUGCUUCAAACUGAAAAUAAAAAGUAAAAACAUAAACAUAAUCUCUACAUGAAAUAAAAGGAGACAAUGUGCCAGAAAGGAGUAUUGAAAUGUACAAUGAAACUUGGGGGUAUAGUUUCCUGGGACAUCAAAACACAAUGGGUUGGGCAAAAGGAUUUCUUUCUUCAUGGAUGCAAGCACAUUCAUUAGUUAAAUUUAAAUGGAAAAACUGUCAUAGUACGUAGUCUGUAGAACAACAGGAAUAAAAGGAAAAUUUGUACUAGAUGAGGAUGGAACAACUCCUUUAAGGACUAUCUGGAUGCAUGACAGAGUCCCUUUUUUGGGAUAUGUCAACAGGUAGUAAAUGACGGUCUCUUAUCUUGUAACAACAUCCUCAAUGCUUGGGUAUGUAUAUUACAGGGUAGACAUCCACGUAUGAUACUGUAUAAACUGGGGAAGUAUCAAUUGUUGGCAUAUAGUUUUGUAUACUGUAUGUCCAAUAUCAAUGAGACAUGGAGAAGCCGAACAUGCAUGCAUACAUGAAUUCAUUGUAAAGGAACUGAUGCCACAUGACUUCUUUAGAAGCCUUAAGUGUUUGGCAAGAAGAGAGCAGCACUCAAGGAAGCACUAAACUGAAGAUACCAAGAGGUACAAAGUAUCUGUAGGGAGCAUACAAUUGUUUAAUGGGCUGGACAGUAAUGUAAAUAAUAGACACGCUUAUGGAUACUUCAGAAGAUAAUGUCGAUAAUAUUUUUUCUUAGUAUGGGGUAAAUUAAAAAAAAUAUUAGAUUGAAACAGCUAUUGCCAUUGCUGUGUUUUUGAAGGUGCUUCUGUGAUGGUAAUGUGCUGAUGUACGUCAAACAGCUGUGGCCUGUGACUAUUCAGGGUAAUAAUUAGACAGCCAUAUUUAAGGUCUGGUAUAGUGCAGCCAGCUGUGAAAAUUCAUUCUCAGAACUUCAUCAUUUUCACUAGAAAUGUAACUUUCUCCAAAUGAAUCACUGUGAGAGAGAGGAUUUAUUGCAAUGCCCCAGAGUUUGUUUUAAUACUGGCAAGGGUGCAGGAGGCUUAGCUUCUUGUGUGGGAUGUGUGAAAGGAUUCAUAGGUGUGUACUAGGCUAAUGGCCCUGGAGCCUUUACAAGUGUAGCCCAUAGGAUUACCCUGGCAUCGUGCCACCCGACCUUGGUUCCCAUUGCA